This is a messenger RNA of Odobenus rosmarus divergens (Pacific walrus), 1067 nucleotides long. It is a transcript of the gene KLHDC8A, whose product is annotated as kelch domain containing 8A. Gene Ontology annotation, molecular function: protein binding. Lineage: Eukaryota; Metazoa; Chordata; Mammalia; Carnivora; Odobenidae. The transcript has 5 exons. Bases 1 to 1053 code for a protein of 350 amino acids. The record is from RefSeq and is a predicted model, not a curated record.
AUGGAGGUGCGUAACGUCAAGGACUUCCAGUGGAAGCGCCUGGCGCCGCUGCCCAGCCGCCGGGUCUACUGCUCCCUGCUGGAGAGCGGGGGGCAGGUCUAUGCCAUCGGGGGAUGUGACGACAACGGCAUCCCCAUGGACUGCUUUGAGGUCUACUCCCCCGAGGCCGACCAGUGGACCGCCCUGCCCCCCCUGCCCACAGCCCGGGCCGGGGUGGCCGCCAUCGCCCUGGGGAAGCGGAUCAUGGUGAUCGGGGGUGUGGGCGCCAGUCAGCUGCCCCUGAAGGUCGUGGAGAUGUACAAUAUCGAUGAGGGCAAGUGGAAGAAGAGGAGCGUGCUGCGCGAGGCCGCCAUGGGCAUUUCUGUCACGGCCAAAGAUUACCGAGUGUACGCGGCAGGCGGGAUGGGCCUAGACCUCCGUCCGCACAACCACCUCCAACACUAUGACAUGCUCAAGGAUAUGUGGGUGUCACUAGCACCCAUGCCCACCCCGAGAUAUGCUGCCACCUCCUUCCUCCAAGGCUCCAAGAUCUAUGUGCUGGGGGGACGACAGUCCAAGUAUGCAAUCAAUGCCUUUGAGGUCUUUGACAUCGAGACUCGCUCCUGGACCAAGUUCCCCAACAUUCCCUGCAAGCGGGCCUUCUCCAGCUUUGUGACCCUGGAUGACCGCCUCUACAGCCUGGGGGGCCUGAGGCAGGGUCGGCUCUACCGGCAGCCCAAGUUCCUCCGGACCAUGGACGUGUUCGACAUGGAACAGGGGGGCUGGCUGAAGAUGGAACGCUCGUUCUUCCUCAAGAAGAGGCGGGCAGACUUUGUGGCCGGCUCUCUGAGCGGACGGGUCAUAGUCGCUGGAGGACUCGGGAACCAACCCACGGUCCUGGAGACGGCAGAGGCGUUCCACCCGGGGAAGAACAAGUGGGAGGUCCUCCCCACCAUGCCCACACCUCGCUGUGCCUGCUCCAGCGUUGUCAUCAAGAACUGCCUCCUGGCUGUGGGGGGCGUCAACCAGGGUCUGAGCAAUGCGGUGGAAGCGCUGUGUGUCUCCGACUGCUAGCUGUCCCUGGGCCC